This is a messenger RNA of Dama dama (fallow deer), 4388 nucleotides long. RefSeq names its product G protein-coupled receptor 31 (gene GPR31). Gene Ontology annotation, biological process: G protein-coupled receptor signaling pathway. Gene Ontology annotation, cellular component: membrane. The record is from RefSeq and is a predicted model, not a curated record. Bases 1946 to 2914 code for a protein of 322 amino acids. Gene Ontology annotation, molecular function: G protein-coupled receptor activity. The transcript has a single exon. Lineage: Eukaryota; Metazoa; Chordata; Mammalia; Artiodactyla; Cervidae.
UUUAAGGUCUCUCCAAGUUUUCAAUGAGUUGAAAUGAUUUAAUCCAUUUCUUUCCUGCAUUUGUGUGACUUCUGUCCCUGAGCAGUUGAGUAAGUGCCAGCUUUCCUGGGCGUCACCAUGAGCCACAGCAUCCCUGGAGACGAGCUGGUGGUCUCCAACCAACCCUCAGCUGGAACGAACGCAUCCUCUCGUGUCCCUGGAGGCGUCACAACAGGUACCAGGCAGGAUGCUUCUGCAAUUGCAAAAGCUUAGACAACUCUCCAAAUGCAUCUUCUUAGGAAAUAAGAGGCAGGCGAACCUGCAUGAUGCAGAGAUGGAAGAAUGUGUGGGCUGGUGGUCCAGCUGAAAAGGAAAACCUGGUAAAGCAAGAAGGAACACUAGUCAAAUUGCCUGAAAAGUCAUGCAAAUCAAAGGCCGUGGCGGGCUUGCUGGGACCUGGACUUUCCACGCACGCAGGUGUGAGGCGUGGAAGCCGUGGGCAGAGUGGUCGGGACGCGGGCUCUGGGACAGGCGGGGCUGGGAGGACCCGGCUCCUGCCACUCACCGCCCUGCAACCUGGAGCGAGCGACCUCCCCUCUCCGAGCCGCCACGCCGUCGUCCACGGCGCAGAGCUUAGGCCUGUGCCUCCUGCUCCUCGUGCCACUCAGUUCAUUGCAGUAACACAGGUGAGCACGGGAUGGUGCCUGAAACACGGCAAACAUACGGCAGCUAGUAAUCCUCACGUUGGAAAGCCUCCUGAAGCUUAGGUCUCAGAAACGAAGGCGUCGAAGCACAUGGAACUGAAGUCAGGUGUGGAAUUGUACCACGACGUUGGGAGAGAAGAGUUUUGCUGAAAGUCUAAGCAUCGGAUAGAGGUUAAUGACGACUGCAGCUCACACGUCUGGCACCCGUGAAGCCCCAGAUAAUGGCGCACAGCGCCGUGCGCCUAAGAGUGUCUCAGACACGGGGACCCUGCACGCUGACAUCCUCAUAUGCACCCCGCAGGGCUGCUGAGUGGAGAAGCCGGAUAGAACUAAACCCUAUUUGACUCCAAAGUGCAAACCAGGCUGAACAGGGACUUCCUAGUGGUACAGCGGUAAGAACUGCCGUUGCAGGGGGCACAGAUUCAAGCCCUGGUCAGAGAACUAAGAUCCUCCAUGUCAUGAAGUCAAAAAAGAAAAAAAAAAAAAAACUCAGGCUAAACCGAAGCAGGGAGAAUCAGGGCCAAGACCCAGUGAGUUAGGGUCAGGAUGGGUCGGAAUGACGGCUUCAUCAGGAUUUGGUCUUUGACUCUGCUUAUGCCUCAGGCACUGUUUCAUCACCAGCGCACAGAGCGCAUCCCUGGGCUCGUGGACCAGACAUGCUGGUGGAGCCUGUGUGUCCAGACCCAUCAUCGGUUUUACUCUGCUUUCCAAGCCCGUUGAGGGGGGCUUUCCCACCCCCAGGGGUGCGGGUCCCCACGUGGGGAGUGUGGGAGGGUAGGGUAGGAUCUUCUCCUCAACAGAAGACCAGUUCUGAUGAAAUAAAAGGACAAGUGAAAGUGGGCAACUGUCAAAUGACCGGGUCGUCCACGUCCUCUUCUCGGGGAUCGCAGCACCGGGUCUGACUGGCGGAAAACAGCACAGACUCGAGAACAAUCUGUUCCCUUCAUUAUCUUAACUUUAUAAAGUCUUCCUGAACUUCCCAAGCCCCUCUGGGGCCACACACAGACCCUCAGGAUAAAGCACUCGAUUUAACACUGGACAACGGGAAGUGAAACACAAUUUCCCCUUUUUCAGGGCAAAACAAAACUGCAAGGGUUUUUUCCCCUCUGCUCCUGAUCCUCUUUCCCCAAACAAAUUUUACUUUGUCUCUGACUUCAUCCGGAUGCUGUCAGUGUGUUCCCUGUGGGAACCAGCACAGCCUCGGGCUCCAUCCCUGCCUUCCACUCCCGAAGCCUCGGCUCCCUGGACAGACGGACAGACGGAUGGCGGGGACGCGCGACAUGCUGCCACCGAACUGCUCGGCGCACAGCCAGGCGGCGGAGGUGGCCACGGCCUCGCUGCUGCUGCUGGAGUGCGGGCUGGGCACACUGGGCAACGCCGUGGCGCUCUGGACCUUCUUCUUCCGUCUGAAGGUGUGGAAGCCCUACGCCGUCUACCUGCUCAACCUGGUGCUGGCGGACCUCCUGCUGGCCGCCUGCCUGCCCUUCCACGCCGCCUUCUACCUGAGUCACAAGCACUGGGACCCGGGGCAUGCGCCCUGCCAAGCGCUGCUCUUCCUGCGGGCCCUGUGCCGCGGGGCGGGCCUGGCCUUCCUCACCGCCGUCACCCUGGACCGCUACCUGCGGGUGGUCCACUCCAGGCUCAGGGUCAACGCGCUGUCGCUGCGGGCGGCCUGGGGCAUCUCAGGCCUGGUCUGGCUGCUCAUGGCCGGGCUCACCCACCAGAGCGCCUUCCUCUCGGAGGCGGAGUGCCCCAGCUCCGAGCCCCGGGAAGAGUCCUCCUUCCGCCACCUCUGGCAGGAGGCGCUUUUCUUCGUCCAGUUCAUCCUGCCCUUCGGCCUCAUCCUGUUCUGCAGCGCGGGCAUCCUCAGGACCCUGCGGAAGCGGCUGCGGGAGCCGGACAAGCAGCCCAAGCUGCGGCGGGCACGGGCGCUGGUGGGCGCGGUGGGCGUGCUGUUCGCACUGUGCUUUCUGCCCUGCUUCGUGGCCCGCGUCCUGCUGGCCGCCUCCCGGGGGGCGCGCAGCUGCGGGCUCCUGACCGCCGCGGUGCACGCGGCUGAUGUGACCGGCAGCCUCACCUACAUGCAGGGUGUGCUGAAUCCCGUGGUCUACUGCUUCUCCAGCCCGGCCUUCCGGCACUCCUACCGCAAGCUCUUCUACACCCUCACCCUGCGGGCCCGCAGGCUGCACGCAGAGGCCCCGGGCUGGGACCUCAGAGACUCGGACUCCUGAGGACCGCCCGCCCUUCCCUGUCUCCAGGACGACUCUCCCGGGGCCGAGCAAGCAGGAUGGGAAGUCAGGAUUCGGCACUACACAUUUCACACCGCGCCAGCAAGCGUCCUGCCCACGCUGUUCACUGCGAUUUCCUCCAGUGACAGAGCCUCACGGAGCCACUACUCAAAACCAAGCCAGCGGAGCCUCCUUGACACAAUCACGGGGCACGCUGAACUGCUCGAUUAUGGCCCCAUGCUCGUUGCUGAGAAAAGAUGCUCUGUGUCCGGUGAUGGAGGGGGAGGAGGAGGAAGGCGGCAUGCCUCGUGUGGUUCUGACGGUUCGGCGUUGGCAAAUCACUUUAACUUCCUAUGCUGGUUUGUAAAUGCAAAGAGGUCUCUGCUCUUUUGCACCUACUGUGCAGACUGUGGUCACCGAUGUGGGGAAGUGGGGCUUCGGGUCUGAAACCAGGUUCCGCCGGCUGUAAGCGUCCCGUGCUCAGCUCUGCUUGAUAAACUUGAGCUCCACUUGCGUAAAUUAUAGGUCACACCCAAGACAGCACGGUCAGUGCCUACCUUUAUUAUUAGGCGUGCUUUCUCACUAAACUUCUCAGAAGUGCUUGUAGAACUCUUUAAGGUUUGAAUGGCUACAUGCUUCUGAAACUCCGUCUGCUUCCCCUGCUCUAAAACAACCGCUGUGCUCUGAGCCUCCCGGGAGGAGCACUCGGUGUGAGAGCGUGCUUUCCACCCAAUGCCCGCAACGCGGAAGUCCUGAGCAAGGCUGCUGGGGACCGGCCGGGCACAAGGCCACGGCAGAGAAGGUGGGCAGAGCCCCUGGACACUAACAGCGGCUGCCUCUUCUCCUCUGACUCUUAGAUGAUGUCCCAGGUUUGCAGCCCAUGCUGCUGACAGAGGACUUAGAGCAUCACCUUCUUAUCUGCCUCAUCUCCCAUCCUCUGUUCAAGGCGGUGGUGCCACCCCAGAGAGACUCUAAGAUGCUUAGAAGGGGCCUGGGGUCUGCCUGUAGCUCUGGAUCCCGGGGUCCGCUCGGAGCACCGGGUCCCGGGAUCUGCCUGUAUCACUGGGUCCCUUGCAGCCCACACUGGGGCCUCACAUGACCUUCACCUGUACCGCCCCCAUGGAGAGACUUCUGCUUUGCCCAGAAGGUGCUCUAUGAAGGUAUUUAAGGUUAAAACUGCUGGAAUUAGGCAACGGGAAAUGGCAAAGCUACCUCCCCUCCAGGAUCUGUGUGCCUCCCACGUAGGCUCCUUGCCAGAACCAGACUUGAAAUGUGGGCAUGACCUUCCCACUGUGCCCUGAAGGAGGCAGGCCGCCAGUACUAACACGGGGAAUGUGGGUCCCCCAGCAACACUGCGCUCUCUUCUCGGAGUUCAGUUCCUCCCGAGUGAACAGAAUUUCAAAGGACUUAGAAGGGGAAUAGGACCCGAUGAGGUGUGAUGCCAAUGAAUAAAAUUCUCUGAUGUGGCCAUUCUAAA